AUCAACAAGGACAAAGCUGUUUUCCCUCGACCCCCACACCACCCUGUCAGCCCCGAGACAAACUGCCAUUGGAUAAGGUAGAACUGUUCCGCAGGUAUCCUCUGCUGAGGAUCCUAUUCUAUUUCCAUACUUGAUACUCAUCCUUUGGACCUGAACCCGCCUUUGACUCAGGCAGUCAUGGUUACUCCAGUGUUCUCCAUACUGGGCUACAUCUACUCUCUGAGCCUCCUGCCUCUGCUGCUGCCUGGUUCGAGCCAGGGCAGUCCCAUCAUGUCACCUGAGGAGUUUCGAAGGGGCCCUGGGGCUAGAGGUCUGGUGGAUACCUCCAUGUUGGAGCAGAAUGAAGACCUGGACAUGCAGUACUUUCAGGGUCAGUUUCUGUCCACAUUGAACCUCACAGAGCUGGGCCCCCGGCCAAGGCCCCGUGAGGCCCGUAAAGAGCCACCAGAAUACAUGCUGGAACUGUACAACCGCUUUGCCAACGAUCGCACGGCCAUGCCCUCUGCCAACAUAGUGCGUAGUUUCAAGAAUGAAGAUUCCUCCUUCUACAGUGUGACGGUCAGGGGCGUGAGGACACACCCCCUGCUGUUCAACAUCUCCAUCCCCCACCACGAGCACAUCCUCACCGCCGAGCUCCGCCUCUACACCCUGGUCCAAAGGGAUCGCAGAUGCUACGCCGGCCUUGAUCGCAAGGUGACCAUCUACAAGAUCCACGAGGGGGGGCACUGGAGGAAAAAAGAGGGGAGGGACAAAAGAAGGAAUGAGCAGGAGACAGACAAAAUGGAGGAAAUGGAGGUGCUGGCAACCCGGCAAGUCUAUGGUAAAGACGAUGCCUGGAUUACCUUUGACCUGACCCAUCAGGUCAACCUUUGGUGUAAGGCAGAGAGCUUCGCCCACCGACUAGAGGUCCACAUUGCAAGUCUGGGUUCUGAUGGAGGGAAGACCCCCCAGGUCAGAGAAGAGGAUGGAAGGAAAGAGUUGGUCGAUGUGGAUGUUGACAUGGGCUCAGAUGGUAAACACAUGCCAGUGGUGAUUGUGUUCUCAGAUGAUCAGAACAGAGACCAUCGUGAGGAGGACAAGCGGGAGCUCAACCAGUUUACAGAACAUGAGAAUGACCUGCCGGCUGACCUGGAGUCGAGUCCACAGGUGAAUUGGGGGGACCAGGCUGGGAGCGAAGCUAGGAACACUGAUGGAGAGGAGCUGGAGGAGGAGACUCUCAUGCAACUGCACUCCAACCUCAUUUAUGACACGCCUCCCCGAAUCCGCCGCAACACCAAGGGUGACCCCUGUAAGAAGACCCCUCUCUAUGUGGAGUUUAAGGACAUUGGCUGGGAUACUUGGGUCAUACAGCCCCUGGGCUAUGAAGCUUAUGAGUGCAAUGGUGUAUGCAGCUACCCUAUGACCUCUGAGGUCUCGCCUACCAAGCACGCCAUUGUCCAGAGUCGGCUGAGCAGUAAGAUUCCACAGAAGGCAUCACCAGCCUGCUGUGUUCCCACCAAGCUAGAGCCCAUCUCACUCCUUUAUGUCGAGGACGGAGGAGUGGUCACCUACAUGCACAAGUACGAGGGCAUGGUGGUGUCAGAAUGCGGCUGUAGAUAGUCAUAGAACUGACUGUAGGUUCAGGAGAAAGGUAUAGAGACUGUGGAUUAACGUAGACUGAGUGGUCAUCAAUUUCACUAUCAAGAAGAAAAUCAGAUCAAAAGUGCCUAUUUGAAAAUAAUAAAUUUCUGCAAACAUUAAGGAUACUUGCUUUGUGAGCUAUUAGCAGACAUAUAGUGUAAACCAUAUUAAGGGCAUGAAUAAUUUCUAUAUCUAUAUUUUGCAGCAUCAACUACAUUGUAUGACAAAGAUAAACAGUGGAGGCGUAAAUAGAAAGAUGACAGAGCAAGAGGGUCAUGCCUGUAUGUGCAUUCAAUUAUGUACAUUUGCCAUUUGUAAAAGUACAUUUCUUUUUAUAUUGAGAUUAUAUAAAUGCUAUUUUACAAUGCCAGCAAUCUAUUUAAAAAAAAAAGAAUAAUAUAAUAAUAAUAUAAUAAUAUAAUAAUAUAAUAAUAUUAAUAAUAAUAAAGAAAAAGUGAAAUGUGAAUAUCAUGCUGUUCUUUGUAGUUUGUGAUCAUACAUUUGACUCAUUUUGGCAAUAUUGGUAUGUACCGUCAGAUAUGCACAUGUAACAGUAUACUUUUAAACCGUCCCCUCGCCCAUAACCGGGCGCGAACCAGGGACCCUCUGCACACAUCAACAACAGUCAUCCACGAAGCAUCGUUGUUACACAUCGCUCCACAAGCGCCGCGGUCCGUGCAGAGCAAGGGGAAUUACUACUUCAAGGUCUCAGAGCAAGUGACGUAACCGAUUGAAACGCUAUUUAGCGCACACGCUAACUAAGCUAGCCGUUUCACAUCCGUUACACUCACCCCCCUUUUGACCUUCCUCCGCAGCAACCAGUAAUCCGGGUCAACAGCAUCAAUGUAACAGUAUAAUUUUAAACUGUCCCCUCGCCCAUACCCGGGCGCGAACCAGGGACCUUCUGCACACAACGACAACAGUCACCCUCGAAGCAUCGUUACCCAUCGCUCCACAAAAGCCGCGGCCCUUGCAGAGCAAGGGGAAUUACAAGGGGAACAAGGGGAAUUACAACCUUUCAGUUACUAGUCCAAAACUCUAACCACUAGGCUACCUUGCCGCCCCCAGUUUGGCGCUUACCAGGUCAGUACACACACAAAAUGUUACCCAUCCAGCUUCAAUUCGCCAGGGCAUGGACUUUACAAGGGGUCGAAAGCGUUCCACAGGGAUGCUCGCCCAUGUUGACUCCAAUGCUUCCCACAGUUGUGUCGAGUUGGCUGGAUGUCCUUUGGGUGGUGGACCAUUCUUGAUACACACAGGAAACUGAUACACACAGGAAACUGAUACACACAGGAAACUGAUACACACAGGAAACUGUUGAAUGUGAAAAACCCAGCGGUGUUGCAGAUGUUCACACAAACCGAUGCGCCUGGCACCUACUAACCACACCCCGUUCUAAGACACGGCAAUCUUAAUAUAAUAAUAAUAUAUGCCAUUUAGCAGACGCUUUUAUCCAAAGCGACUUACAGUCAUGUGUGCAUACAUUCUACGUAUGGGUGGUCCCGGGAAUCGAACCCACUACCCUGGCGUUACAAGCGCCAUGCUCUACCAACUGAGCUACAGAAGGACCAUUUGUCUUGCCCAUUCAGCCUUGUCUCAAUUGUCUCAAGGCUUAAAAAUGCUUCUUUAACCUGUGUCCUCCCCUUCAUCUACACUGAUUGAAGUGGAUUUAAUAAGUGUUAUCAAUAAGGGAUCAUAGCUUUCACCUGGAUUCAGCUGGUCAGUCUAUGUCAUGGAAAGAGCAGGUGUUCAUAAUGUUUUGUACACUAAGUGUAUAUUAUUAAUGAAAGAUAAACUAUAACAGAUAACUCGUAUAUAUCCUACAUGCUAAGACAAAGAGGCGUAUUCUAAAGCAGAGACUCGUUCAGGUGGAACAAACUUAAACCUGCAUCUUUUUCCAAUUCUGAAUUGAAUGUCAUUGAGAAAACAGAAAGGUGUCUUUUUUUAUUUAACUAGGCACGUCAGUUAAGAACAAAUUCUUAUUUACAAUGACGGCAUACCGUAUAGUAAAAAAAUGUAUAAAUCCGCAAACACCCUUUCUGGAUUUAAAAAUAAUCAAAGAAGUGAUCUAGUUUUUCAAAAGUAUCUGUAAUCAGAUUACAAUAUGUUUGCUGGUAACGUAACUGAUUACAGUUACUAUUUCUUUGUAAUCAGACAACCCUGUGUGCUUCCAUGAUUGACUAGACAUAGCCUAGUGAAAUGUGUUAGAGAUUACACUUUGUUUGAGGUUCUCCAUUAAAGGCAUGCAGAAAAAGCCAAGAAUACAAGUGCACUACAGCAGAAGUGAACCUGAAAUUAAUAUUGCUUUGAAUAGAGUGGCAUUGUGCAAAAAUGGCACGGAACAAUGAACUUGCCAUAUAGACAACCUUUCAAGAGUGUUACGUCAGAGAAGAGAAUGUGAAAGCAAAGAAAAACUAUACAAAAGUGUCAUUACUUUUAUUUAUUGCAGAUCUCGUUUAUCUCUGCAAUACAUCAAACCUCUCCAAUUGUAGAAAACAGAAGCAGAAAGGUACAGAUGAUGCAGAUCCAUAGAUUAUGUUUGUUUGCUAAAUGUUAUUUUUCCUGAAUACAUAAUACUGUCCAUGUCCAUAGAACCAAAUGGUUGUUUCAAAUCCAUUCUAUCCACUUAUUUGUGGGGUAAUCUAUUUGCCCCAGUCUGACUCACACUCCCUCCCCACAAUCACACUUCCUUCUAAAGCCACAUGCCACGCGAGCCACUUUCUCUCCCCCCACCUCAAUGUGAUGGUGAUAAAGAGGUGUCAGGGCCUGGGGACUUGUAGACCAUCACUCAGGAUGAGACGCCAUUCCAAGUGGUGAGCAGUUGGGAGAGGGUGCUGUCAGAUUCCUGGGCCUCAACACCAACAAUCUCUAUGGACGAUCCACCCCCCAGACAGCCUCUCUGUAUUGGACGUUCUCUCUCUACCCACCGCUGCCUCCCACCUAACCUUGUCUGACAUGGCCACUCGGCAGCCCUAAUCAUGGCUUUGUCUACAGGACAGAUGGAAAAACACAUGUCACAUCAUUACCCAGUUUCUGUUGUCAGUGGACUGAAGGCGAGACAACCUCUUUGCAAUAACGCUGAAUGACUGAGUCCAGAUUUGCACUUCACUGCCAUGCAUUUGUGAAUCACAACUAUACUGUACUUACAUAUGGGGCUGUUUCAGAUAUUAUUUCAGAGUACUCACUUUAUGAAUUAUGAUGGUUAUUUAUUUUGUCAAUUUCAUUUGACAUUUAAUCCUGUGGCAAUGAAUUAUCUUCAGGAAAAAUAAACUGUUUUGCAGCAUGAA
Molecule: messenger RNA, 4907 nt
Organism: Oncorhynchus keta (chum salmon)
Lineage: Eukaryota; Metazoa; Chordata; Actinopteri; Salmoniformes; Salmonidae
Product: bone morphogenetic protein 10-like
Exons: 2
Coding region: 178-1599 (473 amino acids)
Biological process (GO): SMAD protein signal transduction; BMP signaling pathway
Cellular component (GO): extracellular region
Molecular function (GO): cytokine activity; growth factor activity
Source: RefSeq, a predicted model, not a curated record